Molecule: messenger RNA, 3968 nt
Organism: Frieseomelitta varia
Lineage: Eukaryota; Metazoa; Arthropoda; Insecta; Hymenoptera; Apidae
Exons: 9
Source: RefSeq, a predicted model, not a curated record
GAAACAACGACGAGAUGCGUCGGCUCGGCCACGAGGAUACAGCACGCGAAACUGGUUCAACAGGAAGUAAUCAGGUUACUUUUGGCCGCGAGGGAAUCUUUGCUCAACGACCUGGCUGAUUUAGCGCGGCUGCUACCUUCUUGCCAGCAAAGAGCGCUCGAGCUUGCUCAGAACACGCACAAAGAAAUUACCAAGUUGCAGAUGAUGGACACGGAGGAAACCGAUAUCGCUCAACUCUGCGCACAAAAUAUCGUUCUCUGGCAGCACUUUUUGGAAGCGUUCUCCGGGCGCGAGGCCGUUCAUCAGCAUCUCGCGAGGAUCCAUCAUCAACUGAGGGUGAAACGUUUCGCGGAAGGUUUCUUCGUGUUGGAAAAUCCCAGGACGUCCGCGUGGGGUUGCUACGACGCGAACUACCAGUCGUAUCAGGCGGUGAGCGAGGCGGCGCGAAGAUCGCGAUACCUGGCCUCGUUGCCACCUCUGCCUGUCCACUGUCCGGAAUUGGACGGCGACCUUCAUUCUCUGCCUUUGAUCUUCGAGGAUCAGUACGUGGAUAUGAAACAGAGGCACCGAAACAGCGUGCCCGGCAUCGACGACUGCAGCUGCGGCAUAGCGGCGAUCCUCGAGUCCCGAUCGAUGGGAAUUUGGUCGCCGAGGAGCGAAGGCGCGGCGCAGGACAUCGGCUCGGUGCAAGGCCGAUUGACGCUCACUCCCUCCACGCUUCCUGCCAGGCACAGCAAGUCCUUGGAUCAACUCGGCCCGGAGAUCGCCCCGGUUCAACCGAGGACCUCGCCGAAGACUCUGCCUCGGUCGGUGUCCACGCAGCUGUUCCCGAGGCAGAGGGGCGGCACGCGGAACGCCACCCCGCCGGCGACCGUCCCGUCGAGAGGAAGGCAGAGGUCGACACCACCGUCCAGUAGCACGCUUUUCCCUCCUUCGGGGCAGCAAGCCUGUUCCGCGCCGAAUCCAACGUUAGGCUCGACGCCGGUGGUCCCGUUGCCACGCGCCAAGUCCACGCAGAUGUUGGUGCUGCCCAGGCAACAGGCUGACCCACACAACACCUCGAUAACCUCGCUACUCGCUGCCAUGUUUCCCGAACUGCCGCCCGGUGGGCAGCUGCCCGGCUACAGGCCGUCGAGCAAGUCCUGCGAGCAGACGCUCGCGGUGCCCACGUGCCUCGGCACGAUCGACCACGGUCAGAUGACCGACUGCUGGAACGAGAACAAGGCUCCAAAUGUCGUCGAAGAUUACCAUUCUCUGGAUACGAGGAGGAUUCGACUGGAGCCACGCAGUCACCGAUUGGCAACGCGUCAACCGUUGUCGACCGCCAACGACCAAAACAGCUUUCUGCCAGGGAAGGCGAACGUCAACGGCGACACGUUCCUGCCGCCGGAGCAACAGCCCCUUCACACGGCCACGCUGGACCGGGUGACGUAUCGCGGCAACUCGCGCAAACAGGCGCAUCAGUCAGGAGGGAAGUACAGUCAGGCGAACGGGCUGGAGUCUCGCAGGUACCACACGAUCGGCAAAACCAGUUCGGGGUUGAACCAGCGGAAUCGGGAGAUGCAGGACUCGAUGAACGGCGGUGGCCACUCGACGAUGAUGGCCGACCCUUUCUACAAAAAGUCCAACUACUCGUCGACGACCACCGAUUCUUUCUUCUAUCGAACGAACGGCACCAGCGGGAGAACGCACGGAGAGCCGGAGAGGAUGACGAGGAGGCCGAAGAGCACGGAACGAUUGGUGGACGAGGUGGAUCGGAACGAGUACGGCGACUUUCGAAGAGAACGACCGAGACGGAGGGAGGAGAGGCCAGCCCCGCAGGUCAAGAGUCCGCGGAACGGUGUCGCGGGCUACGGCGAGGCGCAGGAGAAGCACAGGAGGCCGCACAGCGAGGACAAGAUGCAAGAGCUGACCAACGAGAUGUUCUACAAGGUGAUGACGGCCAUGUCCGAGCCGAAGAAGGAGCAACGCGUGGAGAAGAGGAAGGACAGGCACGGAAGGAGGCCGCACUCUGCCCCCGUCUUGGACAUAGAUCACCCGACCGAGGAGACUGGGAGGAAGUGUAGCCACAGGAACAGGAAACCGGCACCACCGCCGCCGGCUUAUCAGGACCCCGCGGUGGCGCCGUUGCCCAAGUACAGGCCCCCGCCUCCGGUGUCGACGACCAGCGUUCUGGAGGUGGAGAAUAACAACAAGAUUAUACUGAAGGUGGAGCCGAUCAAGUCCCCGUUGGAUGCACCGGCGACGAACGGGACAACGCCGUCCGACGUGUCCAGCGGCGCCCCGGCGCCAAGCGUGAAAAGACUGAGGUGCGCGAGCGUGCCUGUGGCGCAGAACAAGGUGGUGGUGCCGCGGAGCGCGGUGUCGUUGCCCUGCAUGCCGAUACGCGACAGCAAGGACAGCCUCAGCAACAACCUUCCCGUCAUUCCCAAUCCUCUCAGCCCGCCGUCCAGCAGACCGAGCAGCCCGACCACCAGCUCCAGUUCCAGCAACCUCACGUCCGAGUGUUCCGGAUGGGUCAGCAGCGGGGACACGUCCAGCUCGGAGCAGCGUCGCAACGCCAAGCUGUCGAGCGAGCAGCUGCGCCAGAAACUGUCGAAGAUCGUGCCGAGGAAGGAGAGGCCGACACCGGCCAAGGAGACCGUGGAGGAGCACUCGUACGAAGAAGUGCGACUCCCGCCGCCGAAGAUGUUUCAGGACGAGCCGCCGCCACCGGAGGAGUUUCGCGACCCGCCGGCCAUCAUCGACAACCCUUUGUACCACGUCUACGAGACGGUCAAGCCGGUCAGGAGUCCCAAGCAGACGAAAACCGCGCCGUGCAGUCCGCAGAAGAACAGGGACAGAGAGAGGGAGAGGGAGAGGGAUCCUCCGUACGGGGCCAGAGACAUUUGCCUGGACUGUUACCAAGAGGGCAAGGAACUGUUGCAGUCGACGCUGGACGACUCGGUCAACUUCAAGAAGUGCAAGGAGGAGUUCAAGAGGCAGAUGAGCUUCUCGGGGAAGAUCUACAGAGAACGCAAGGAAGCGCAGUUGCGUUUCCAUAAACGUGCCCAUUCCCUUGGAUACGGUGACUUCCUGACCCCGUCGUCGGUAAAACCUCUAAGAUCGAAUGUGCCUCUUAGUGACUAUACGACCCUGGCCUCGACCAUGCCGUACUUCCACAUCAGCAACGAGUAUCGGCUGUUCUCGCCGGAAGGUGCCCAUCUCAUCAUCUGCGUGCACGGCCUCGAUGGCAACCCUGCUGACCUUCGUCUGGUCAAGACCUACCUGGAACUCAGCCUUCCCGGGGCGCAUCUCGACUUUUUAAUGUCCGAGAGGAAUCAGGGCGACACAUUCUCGGACUUUGACACGAUGACGGAUCGACUGGUAGCCGAGAUUCUGCAUCACAUCGAGACGUCGGGGCUCAAUCCGACGAAAGUGAGCUUCAUCGGGCAUUCUUUAGGGACCAUCAUCAUAAGAAGCGCUCUGACGCGGCCUCAAUUGCGGCCGCUUCUUCCCCGUUUGCACACCUUUCUCAGCCUGAGCGGCCCGCACUUGGGCACGCUGUACAACACCAGCGGACUAGUCAACGCAGGCAUGUGGUUCAUGCAGAAGCUGAAGAAGUCCGGCUCGUUGCUCCAGCUGGCGAUGAAAGACGCGCCGGAUGUCAGACGGUCGUUCAUGUUCCGCCUCAGCCAGAAGAGCAACCUCGAGAAGUUCAAACACGUGCUGCUGUGCGGCAGCGCGCAGGAUCGAUACGUGCCGCUUCACUCUGCUCGUAUAGAACUCUGCAAAGCCGCCGUACGGGAUUCGACCGAUCAAGGUAAUCGAACCGCCAUUCACUUCUUUCCUCCACCCCAUUUCUGUCCGUGGUAAUACGAUUUUAUUGAACGAGCAAUCUCGAGGUACCGUAAGAGGCUUCCGCCAGGAGGAAAUCCUACAGUCUUUUUCUUCAUCAGAGAGUUCCAUUUCCUUGCAGAAAGAAGAAA